Neoarius graeffei (lesser salmon catfish) is the source of this 1564-nucleotide messenger RNA. It is a transcript of the gene npl, whose product is annotated as N-acetylneuraminate pyruvate lyase (dihydrodipicolinate synthase). Gene Ontology annotation, molecular function: 4-hydroxy-tetrahydrodipicolinate synthase activity; N-acetylneuraminate lyase activity. The record is from RefSeq and is a predicted model, not a curated record. NCBI's taxonomy places the organism in Eukaryota, Metazoa, Chordata, Actinopteri, Siluriformes, Ariidae. The coding region runs from base 116 to 1075 and encodes 319 amino acids. The transcript is spliced from 12 exons. Gene Ontology annotation, biological process: N-acetylneuraminate catabolic process.
UGCUUCUCUGUCUUCUGCAAUAGUGGUGAAGAAAAGAGGUAGGCAGGUUAGAUGGCCGUCAGUCUUGCUAUCAGGUUUAGAUCGAGUCUCAGGGAGUCGAGUCACAGGUGCAGAGAUGUGUCCAGCGUCAGAGAAGCUCACUGGUCUGGUCGCUGCUACAUUCACUCCGUUGACUUCCCAAGGUGAGCUGAACCUGGCGGUGAUCGGCCCGUACGUCGACUACCUGGUGGAGAAACAGAACGUGCGCAGUGUGUUCGUGAAUGGGACGACGGGUGAAGGCUUCUCUUUAACGCUGCAGGAACGGAAGGAUCUGGCUGCGGAAUGGUGCAAGCAAGGCAAAGGGAAACUCAACCAGGUCAUCAUUCAUGUUGGCUGCCUGAAUGUAAAAGAUUCUCAGGAACUGGCACGUCACGCUGUGUUAGCAGGAGCUAAUGCUAUAGCUGUCAUCGCUCCGUUUUUCUUCAAACCCAGGAAAGCAGAGGUGUUACAGAUGUUUCUGAAGGAAGUGGCUUCAGCAGCUCCACAGCUUCCUCUCUACUAUUAUCACUUGCCAAGCAUGACGGGGGUGACAUUGAAUGCGCAGGAGGUUAUGGAUGGCAUUGAGAAAAAUAUUCCUUCGUUCAGAGGGGUGAAGUUCAGCGCGCUGGAUUUAAGAGAUAUGGGAGAGUGCGUCACUUAUUGCCGUCCUCAUUCUUGGUCCGUCCUCUACGGCGUGGAUGAGCAACUGCUGGGAGCGUUGGUGCUGGGAGCCGACGGUGCCGUGGGAAGUUUGUACAAUUACCUGGGUCAGUUCAUGAACGACAUGCUGAGUGAGUUUAAAAAUGGAAAACUACCUUCCGCUCAAACCCACCAGUUUCAGGUGCAGGACUUCAUCACAUUCGCAAACAGUCUGGGCUUCGACCUGCCCAUGAAUAAGCAGCUGAUGAGUUUGUGCUCCGGUUUGGCUCUGGGUCCCCCGAGGCUGCCGCUGCAACCACAUUCUUCUCCUAAUGUUCAGGCUGUCUUUAAGAAACUCCAGGAGAUCAUCGGGCCUUGUCCUAAACAAAACAGCGCUGUGAUAAACUGCCCAAGCUGAAUAUGCGCAGGUCGUUUGGGUAAACACGGUUGAUCAAUACUAGUCUACCCAGUAAUCCACUAAUCUGGAUGUCAUCUUAAGUGCAAUUCCUGUCAUUUGAUAUCUUUUUUUAACAUUUUCUAAUAUCUACAAGAAAAAGGCUUCGGGAAAGCUGGUACAGGGUUUUUAUUAUUGUUUUUUUUUUUCCUUUCAUGAGUGUAUAAAUAUCCCUGAGCUCUACGUAAGAAUCUGUAGAGCUCAUAGGCUUGUCAGAGUGAAACCAUUUGACCUCCAUCUUACCACUCGCAUCGUGGAGCGGAGCAGAUUUUUAGACCAAGGGUUCUCAACCUUUUCUACUUUAAGGCCCACUUAUUCAUAUUUGUAACGAGUUUUGGCUCCUCUAUUCUCUUAGAAUCUAAUAAUCUAUUGUAAAGUGUAUUAAUUGGGAUGUGACAUCAUUCCCUGUUACAGAUGGGAGCCCGGGAAUUAAAUAAAGGCAAUAAAAACAAA